This is a messenger RNA of Drosophila serrata, 2862 nucleotides long. Its product is annotated as xaa-Pro aminopeptidase 2. NCBI's taxonomy places the organism in Eukaryota, Metazoa, Arthropoda, Insecta, Diptera, Drosophilidae. Gene Ontology annotation, molecular function: metalloaminopeptidase activity. The record is from RefSeq and is a predicted model, not a curated record.
UUUGAAUUUUCCACCACAUCGUCGUACAUCGUACAUAUAUCGAACGAAAUAAACAGGCACACAGAGCGGAAAUUGUGGGAGAAUAAAUACAUACUUAAAGUGAUCAUAAAAACAAAUUGGGAAUAAACUUAAAGCAAAGUGCUUGGGGAAGUAUACUUAAAACAGGCAAAAUGUUGGGAAAGUUUACUAAUUGUGAUCAAGUGAUAAAUAGCUAGAACACACGGAAGCCACUACAAAUUCGCGAAAAGUGCAGUGCAAGUGCAGGCAAACACAAACAAUUCGCCGGGUUCCGGGCCAAGAUCCCAGUUCCACGCGGAUUCGGAAUCGGAAUCGGGAGUACAUCGAGGGAAAUUUUUAAGUGCAAAUAAAAACAAUGACGACAGCCAAAUGGAUUUGGCGCUUGGCGCUCAGCAUCUUCUUGGUCGUUGGCUUCGUGGACGCGGACAAGCCCCAGGGUUUCCACCGUGAAAUAUGUCAGUAUCGCAAGGGCAAGCAUAUCCAGCCCAUGAGCGUUUAUCACACCCGCCUGCUUGCGGUUCGCGAACAAAUGCUGAUCCGCGCCUCUCUGCAGGGGCCCGAGAUUUAUGGCUACCUGCUGCCCACCAUGGACGAGCACCUUAACCAGGAGGUGGCAGCUAGGGAUCAGCGGUUGCGUUACCUCUCCGGCUACACAGGUGUCCGGGCCGUGGCGGCCAUCACGCACCAUGGCGCAGCCAUUUGGCUAGAGAAACGCUAUGUCCAGCAGGCGGAUGGGGAGCUGGAGUGUGACUGGGAGAUUUACCUGGCCAACGGCAAUGUCACCGUGGCCGACUGGUUGGGCAGUCACGUUCACCUGGAUAAGCGUGUUGGCGCCGAUCCUCAUUUGGUGCCCCAUGCUCUGUGGAUUGAGUGGGAACGCCAGCUGGAGGAUAAGUUCCUCAAACUAGCCAAGAUCAACAACAAUCUGGUGGAUCUCAUUUGGACAGAUCGUCCAGAGACGCCUAAGAACCAGGUAAUACAGGUGCAGGCCAAAGAGUAUGCAGGCGAGAACUGGCAAGACAAGGUGAAGGAGCUGAGGAAACGACUGGCCGAGCUGGCCUGCGAUGCCAUGGUGAUCACUUCUCUAACCGAAGUUGCCUAUCUGCUGAACAUUCGCGGCACCGACAUUCCCUACACACCUGUCGUGAAGUCAUAUGCCAUUGUCAGCCAGGAUGACAUAUUCUUCUAUGUUGAUCACCACAAGAUCAGUCUGGGGAUUGACCUCCACCUACGCACUGAUUGCUACAAUGAGGAUUGCGUUAAGAUCAAGGAGUACAAUCAGAUCUGGAGCGAUAUUCGAACCUAUGCCCAAAUAUGGAAGCGUGUGCUUGUUUCGGCUCCCUGUGUCCAAGAUCUGGGCGCCUCGGAGGCCAUAUAUUCAUCCAUGCCUGGCAAGAUCGUCGUCUGGCACAUCUCACCGAUCAUCUUUAUGCGGGCCCAGAAGAAUUCCGAUGAGCAGGCUGGCAUGCGGAGGGCACACAUCCGUGACGGAGCCGCCAUCUGUGAGGCCAUGAGCAAUAUGGAGACACGCUUCCACACGGAACAGUGGACCGAGGAGAAGAUCAAGUACGAGGUGGAGCUGUGGCGUCUCUCGCAAAACCAUGCCAAGGGCCUGUCCCUGCGCACCGUGGUGGCCUACGGCGAGCACUCUGCCUUGCCUUACUACAUCUCCAGCAAUGUGACCAAUAUCGAGGUCUCCGAUCAGAGUCUCCUGAUCAUUGAGUCGGGUGGCCAGUAUCUGGAGGGCACCACGGACGUGUCACGUACAUUUAUCUUUGGCCAACCCACACAGGAGAUGAAGAAGGCGUACACUAAUGUAUUGGCGGGAAUUCUACACUUGGCGCAACUCAAGUUUCCAUCAGACCUGAAACCCUCCGAGGUGGACGCCCUGGUGCGUAGUAUGGUGUGGAAGGAUAUGACUGACUAUCCGCAGGCCACAGGUCAUGGUAUUGGCGCCUAUGGAGCCGUCGAAGAGCCUCCGAUAUCCGUGGCCUAUGGCAGGAAUAGCAGCUUCCACUUUAAGCAGGGUUACUUCUUCUCCAGCGAGUCCGGCUACUACAAGCGCGAUGACUUUGGAGUGCGUCUAAAGAACGUGCUGGAGGUGGUGGACACGGGGCACACACAUCCCAGCGGAGCACACUUCCUUGCAUUCCAGGACGUCACCAUGGUGCCGUAUGAGCCCAAACUGAUCGACAGCACACUCCUUAGUGCCGCGGAGAAGCGGCUCCUCAACGAGUAUAAUGCCAGGAUCCGAAACGACAUUGGCGACGAGCUGAAGAGGCUGGGCAACAUGCGUGCCUUCUACUGGAUGAUGAACAAGACGCGACACAUACGGGAAUACCUGCCGGAGGACGAGUACCGCUCAGCGACUGGCGGCGGCAGUGGAGGCCAUACCACGGUGCCUCUCCUCAUCCUGGGCCUGACUAUCGUUCUGGCCUCGAUCUUUCCCACGCGAUCGUAGUAGAUCCUUAGCGUAACGAUCUGUCUGUAAUUAUGUAGUCUUAGUUAGCUAUGCAAAUUAAACAAAAAGAAAGAGAGAAACCGGGACUAACAACAAAGUGAACCAAUCGAGCAACCACAGCAACUGUUAGUAUUUUAGUUAUGGAUUGAGUUAAAAUGGAGUAAAGUCGCACCCUGCCACACCGAGUUCCCUUCCUGUUUCCGCGGGAACUGGUCUUAACUUGAACCAAAUAUGUACGUAAACCGCAAGUGUAUAAAAUCUCUAAUCGUAAUCGACCAAAAAUAUGUUAAACUGUUUACAAUUAAUACGAACAAUGUCUGUAUACUUAAGGAAUAACAUUGUAUAGUUUUUUUAAAUGUGAUUAAAUAAAAUAUAAAAACAAA